UUAUGUAUGGCUUUGGUUUCACUAGGGAGAAAAGGAAUUUGAAUUACUUAUCAAGAAAACAGUGAAGUAUCAGAAUGUGGAUUUGUUCAAGUCCCAGCCUGUAUUCAGUUUAAAACGGCCCAAGGUCUUCAGGGUGGGGCAGAGCUUUUAGAAUCAGGUUCUGAUUCCUGUGAGAAAAAAAGCAGCAGCUGCAGCAUUAAAAUAUAUGCUUUCUGUGUUCUUUUAAACAGAUCUUCUGAAGGAUGAAGAUAUCAAAGCUCCUCCUUGCUACUUUACUGAUGCUGGUACAAGCAGGAAAAAAUGAUAAGCAAUGCAGUCUGAAACUCCAGAAAAGUUUCCUGUUGGAGAGUCUAAUGGACUGUGCUGGUACCCAUGUUGGUGAACCAUCGACCAUCAAUUUGUCUUCACUAGAUUGGAAGAGACAGUACAUUGGCAAAAGUUGCAAAGAGAUCAAGGAAAAGUACAUAAUUACACAAGAUGGCCUGUACUACCUUAUUACAGAAGAUGGUGAGGUCUACCAGACAUACUGUGAUAUGACUACCGAUGGUGGAGGCUGGACUCUCGUGGCCAGUGUUCAUGAAAAUAACAUCUAUGGGAAAUGCACAAAUGGUGAUCGCUGGACAAGCACUCAAGGAAACAAUCAAAAUUAUCCAGCAGGAGAUGGAAACUGGGUCAAUCUGGCCACCUUUGGUACAGCAAGUGGAGCAACGAGUGAUGACUAUAAGAACCCUGGAUACUAUGACAUUGAAGCUGCGGACAUUUCUGUCUGGCAUGUCCCAAACGACACACCUUUCAAGAAGUGGAAAAAUGAUGCCAUUCUCCAGUAUCACACUGAAAGCAAUUUUUUCCCCAAAUAUGGAGGCAAUCUUUACGGGCUCUUCAAUAAAAUGCCUCUUGUCUGGAAUACUGGAACCUGCCAAACUGACAACGGUCCAGCCAUACCUAUCAUCUAUGAUUUUGGAGAUGCAGAAAAAACUGCUAACUUAUAUUCACCAAAUGGUCGGAAAGAGUUUGUUCCUGGUUUUAUUCAUUUCCGUGUUUUCAACCAUGAGAAGGCUGCUAUGGCAUUGUGCUCUGGGGUCAAAGCGACAGGGUGCAACCCAGAAGUGCACUGUGUUGGAGGAAGUGGUUUCUUCCCUGAGGGGAAUCCAAGACAAUGUGGAGACUUCCAUGCCUUUGAGUGGGAUGGUUAUGGAACAGGAGCUGGCUGGAGUGUAACUAAGCAGAUGCUGGAAUCUUCUAUUAUGCUGUUUUACCGCUAGAGGUGCUCACCUCACACCACUGUAAACAUUAGUUUGCAUUGCGUCUCCUGUCUUAUAUCAUUUCAUACAUGUGUUUAUUCAUUUUGAAUCAGUAUUAUUUGCAAUGUAUUUCUAAAUUAAGGCAUUAGAUUGCAGGUAGUAGUUUGCAUCUAAAUAGACCUUAACAUUUGUCAGUUCAUUUUUCUUUAUUAUUAUAUGCAUAAAAGCACCAUAAAUAUGUAUGUCUCAAGAUGUUUAUGCCUGCUCAUAGUUGUCCUUUAUGCUGCUGAGUUUGUAUUAACAGUCUUUUGUCCUUAUGAACAGUAUCUUAACAAGAACAUUAUGGUCUUAAUUACAAAAUAGUUGUUCUCAAUGUAAGUGAUUUACUUCAGUAUAAGGCCCGUCUAUAAAGCAGAUUUACCAGAUUCCAAAAGACUUGCUGUCAGUGUAAGUGACUUACUCUGCUCUAUUCACUUCAACAACAUGUUUACUUCUUACCCAUUGGGAGAUUUAAAUAUUUUAUUAACAGAGAAUAAAUAGAGACUAGUGAAUAGCAGCUGUUUAGUUACCAUAUUGCACUUGUUAACCUUAGAUGUGACUCACUAUAGCCAUAGCAGUAAAUGCUCAGAGCAGCAGGAUUAAAUGUAAAAAGAGGCUUCAGUGUAUCAGGUAUUAUGGCUGGUGUCCAUAUUAAUAAGUCUCACAUAUGUAGGAUACAAACUGUUCCUUAUCUGUUAGUCCUACAGUGGAAGCUGCGGUACCUCCUUCCAGAUGCAAGUUGUGAGAACCAAUUGUGGGCCAGAUGGGUCGAAUCAUCAAGUAUUUUAUAUGUUCUCUUUCUUGGCCCUGUAAAGAAAAGCUCCUGAAUAGAAGAGAGGUUUCUAGUUAUCUAAAUUGUAAAUUAUAAAUAAUAGAGGUUUCUAGUUAUGAAAAUUACGUGUGGUAUGAUCAUUCCUUACAUGCAAUUGCAUCAAGCACCUGUAUACACAGGGUCUAAAAAAAUUAUUCUGUAUGAUAGGUGUGGUUACCAUGAUCACUCGUGUUUUUUGUAUCCAAUAGUAAAAACAACCACAAUACGGUGAUACAUUUCCACACUUAUAAGGGAGAGUCAGAAUUUAGCAAUCUAGUAAUGCUCACUUCAUUCAAUGAUGUGUGCUAACAAGCAAUGGAAACUUUAAACUAAUAGGAAGAUAUAACAUGCACAAUUUACUAAUCUCUGGCAGAGCUGAAAGCAGAUGUCCACUUCAGUAAUAAGAAUUUUGCACUGAAUUUUUGAGGAACAUGGCUUCUGUUGGUAUGAUGACAAAGUAUUUGGGCAGGGAUCUUAGCUCCUGCUAGCACUCAUCACUUAUACUUUUAGUAACAAAAAAUACAGGCAAAUUAGUGACUGAUUUCUUUUUCAUCCUGACAGCUGUGAUUUUAACCAGUGAUAUAAUCAACCACUGUAUUAAUUGUCCAUGUUGCUUGUGUUAAAAGUUUAAUAAAAAUCAAAACCCGCUCUUUAAACUGCAGCUAUGGAAUGAAGUUUCCAGCAGCUUAAUUAGAUGUCAGAUGUGCAACAAUGAAACAAAAACAAUGAGCAUAAGGCAUUUACAAUUUAUUCCUUGAAGAGUGUAUUAAGGCAUGAAACCAAUGACCUACUUGAUCUCAAUACAGUUAGCCAUAUAAUUUAACUAAGUAUGAAUUAAUGCAGAACAGCUUGACUUUUGUUGUAUAGCAGCCUACCUAGGAUUGCAGUAAGAUAAAAGACCAAAAAUAGCCACACAAUCUGAAAACAGAAAAGUCACUUAAAAUGUUUGUAAAAUAGAAUCAUUAUACUUUAUACUUAUACAUUGUACCCCAUUUGUUCAUAUACAUUCAUGUCAAGAGUUUUAGUAAUAAUUCUAAAACAGAAGUUAAAGUACGCACAUCAUAGUCAGUAUUGCACACAAGCAAAUAUAACACUGAAACUCUACACAAGUCUCCUAUUGACAAAAUGACUAUGCACAAUAAUGUGAACGUUUAACUUAUCAAACUGGUGUGGCCAUCAAUGUCCUAUAAAGGCUGGCAGAUGUUUUAAUUGGCACUUUCAAAGACUGUAUCACUUUAAAAACAAAAGUUAUCUGUAUAAAGAUGGAUUGUAGGCAAUGCAGUCCAGAAUUAAAAAGGAAGUAAUAGUAAAUAAAGAUGUUGCAGAAAGAAAAUGCAACCUUCUGUAAAAGCAAAACAGCAUUUAAUCAAGAGAAUACGAUUGUUUUACAGUGCAUUAUGUUGGAGUAAACAUCCAUGUGUAUUAUAUGUUUUUGUACGCCCACAUAUGUAUAAAGGUGUAUAGAUCUCCAACUAAACAUCAUCUUUGUAACAAUAGCCACACCUGACUCAGUGGAAACAGUAAUUGCCAAUUAAGGGAUGCAUCCGGAGGAGUCUGACAAUGCAAGUGGUGGUGAUCAGGAUAAGUGAUCAAUUCCUUAAGUUGUCUGUGAAUGUUUUUCAUCCUAUCAUCUUCUGAAUGCUUUCUUCCUAUUCCUUAUGCCAUAUGUUUUCAGCAUAAUAGCACAAUUCAUUCCAAUGAAACUAAAAAUGAAUGCACAUAGCAAGCAAUUUUCUUGUUUGAAUUAAAUACAUCAAAACAACUUUCUUGAGUUGCUUCUGCUUCCCUUCCACAUGGCUUGUAUAACAGCUGAUUAAAAGUAACUAAAGAUUAGCAGAAUAAAAUUGUAUGUUUCUAGAGAAACUCUAUACUCAACCUGCUGUUAUUUAGGAGUUGCUGUCUGUAAAUGAUGGAAGGACAGGAUAGCUGCCUUUUAUAAGCACAGAUGAAAGAAACCAAACUAUCACCGGCAGAUGUUAAAAUUUACUAUAGAAAUAGUGGAAAUGCAACUGACAAUAGAAUUUAACUGACUAUAUAAUAAAUCAUUUAAAAUGCUUA
Molecule: messenger RNA, 4149 nt
Organism: Protopterus annectens (West African lungfish)
Lineage: Eukaryota; Metazoa; Chordata; Ceratodontiformes; Protopteridae
Product: intelectin-1a-like
Exons: 8
Coding region: 243-1262 (339 amino acids)
Molecular function (GO): oligosaccharide binding
Source: RefSeq, a predicted model, not a curated record